Messenger RNA from Didymodactylos carnosus, 516 nucleotides. The record is from the annotation of a GenBank genome assembly. Lineage: Eukaryota; Metazoa; Rotifera; Eurotatoria; Philodinida; Philodinidae.
UGCUUUUCAGCUCCAACUAAUGCAAAAAAACAAAAAGUUGAAAAAAGUGAAACUGAAACACAAAUCAAAAAGCAACAGCAAACAACACCUAAUACUCCACAACAAAGCGUUAAAAAAGCUCAACAACAAACAACUCCAACAAGUGCUACUCCAAAAAAAGAGCAACAAAAGAUACCAGCAGCGACAGCAACAAAUGUCAUAAAAAAAGAAACACCAAAUGCAAAACAGCAGAAAAUUUCUGUUACGCCACAAAAAGGACUAGUUCAAAAACAAAAUGGGGCAAAAAAACAAAUAACUAACGAAGAAGAUACUGAUGACGAUGAUGAGGAAAUGGACUUCGAUGAAGAUGAUUCAGAUGAAGAUUCGGAUAAUGAAGAAGAGCAAAGACUGAAAAAAACGGUCGCAAAAAUGGUUGGUGCACAGGAUGAGGAUGAUGAUGAUGAUGAUGAUGACGAUGAUGAUGAUGACGAUGAUGACGAUGAAGAGGAUGAUGAUGAAGAUGACGAUGAUGAAUGA